GCCCCCUUUCAUCCCCGCUCUCCCCUCUCUCUUGCCCACCGAUUUCAGAACUCCGAUGACGAGGCUGUCCAAAAUUUUCCCAUCCCGCAAAAAUCCUCGCCCAAUUCAAUCAAAACCCUCUUCUUCUUCUUCUUCUCCCGUUACUCCAAUUGAUAUCAACAGCAAACAGAAAGGAAAAAGCUUAGCACUUGCUUCAUCUCCAUCGUCCCCUCCAAAACCUGAGAUCAAGAGGCGGGGAGCUUCGCAGUGGUCUGUGUAUCUUAUCAUCUCCACGCGAUUGCCCAAGACUUAUGUUGGAGUCACCACUGACUUCUCUCGCCGUCUGAAACAACACAAUGGUGAAUUAAAAGGUGGAGCUNUUCUUGCAUGCAUUAUUCGAGGAUUUAAAGACCAAAGUGAAGCUUGUGAGCUUGAAUACAAAUGGAAGAGCAUAUCCCGUAAGAUGCCACGGAAAAGGAGCAAGGACCAUCAAGCCUCAAAUUUAUUAUUGCAGCACCGUGAAGCUGCUUUAAGUAAAGCUAAGCCAUUGCUGGAUUGCGACCAUUUACAAAUUGACUGGCAGUUGAGCACUUCUUGAUUUAUUCCCACAAAGUUGCUGUAAAGCUCACACCUAACGUAUUGGUUACGAUGCAAAAAGGAGCGUACGAGCCAAGUGAAGAUAGACCCCAAAUCUAACAUCCAUAUAAUUGCCUAAGCCGAUGCUUGGGACUCAUGUUAAGACUACGUUAUCACUUGGAUUGGACCUUGGGCAUAUUAUCCACUACCUGAAAGUUUUAGAGGAACAUGGGUUCAACCUGGAUGAGAUCCUGCAGACUCAGCCCUUUGCCUUGAUAUGGAGUUGCGAUUGAGACAACAAGCCUUUUAUAGCUCAGAGUGAUCCUCUCUCUGCACUCCCUUGCUCUCAGGC
Asparagus officinalis (garden asparagus) is the source of this 907-nucleotide messenger RNA. RefSeq names its product structure-specific endonuclease subunit SLX1. Gene Ontology annotation, molecular function: crossover junction DNA endonuclease activity; 5'-flap endonuclease activity. Gene Ontology annotation, cellular component: Slx1-Slx4 complex. Bases 56 to 577 code for a protein of 173 amino acids. The transcript is spliced from 4 exons. The record is from RefSeq and is a predicted model, not a curated record. Gene Ontology annotation, biological process: double-strand break repair via homologous recombination. Lineage: Eukaryota; Viridiplantae; Streptophyta; Magnoliopsida; Asparagales; Asparagaceae.